AUAUUUACAUCUAGCGAGUUGUCAAAGUGCUUGUGUGGAGGACGCGCAUCGUUUUCUUUAUUCGUUCGGAAUUCCUUACCAACCCGAGAUUUUCACGAAAAUUUCGAAGAAAUAUUAAGUUUAACCACCGGAAAGACAAGCCAUGGGCUCCAAGAAACACAAAAAGCAUAAAUCUGAGCGGAAGGAACGCGAAGAGAAAGCCAACCUACUUCUGGAUCGGCCACCGAGUCUAAAACUAAUCCUGAAGGUGAGCGGCAAUAAUUCCACCCCGGAACAUGGUAACGAUUCGCCAGCUUAUGGAAUCCAUCAGGAAUUGAGCAAUGCGGCGUUUUCUGGGGAGUAUUCCGGAGAGCGUCACAAAAAGUCCAAGAAGAAGAAAAAGAAGAAGGACCGCGAGAAGAAGCACAAGCACCAUAAGGAGAAACGCCGGCAUCGGGACGAUUCCAGCCAAGAGGACUUUAACAGCUUCGGGGAUGAGAGUUCCCAAGCGCCACCAGAUGGAAGUGCGCCGCUUUACAUUCCUCCAAUGGCCACAACUCCGGUCAGUGUGGGAAGUCCUGCUUCGCUUCCGGUCACGAAAGCAUUCGUUCCGAUUAAGACUCCCGAGCCGGAACCGGUGCCAAUUGCACAACCGGCAACCCCAGCCACUCCAGCCACUCCGGCUACCCCAGCACCUUCUAUGAAGGAGGAGAUUAACGCUCCAAGUUCCGUGACCACGGAAGAACCCAUCCAGAGUCCGGUUUCCAUCCAAUCCUUGUCCCGUCCGGGAAGCAAGAUGGAUUUCCACGACUCCAAUUCCAACCAAGCCCCGAAAACACCCGGCUCGGAUUGCAGCGGCCGGGAACCGAGAACCUGUGUGCUGAAGCUGAAGCAAAGUCGUUCCCCGUUGGCGCGAUUGUUGGACCAUUUGCUGAAGGCGCUGGAGAAACGCGAUCCGCAUCAGUUCUUUGCCUGGCCGGUGACCGAUGAUAUUGCGCCGGGGUAUUCGACGAUCAUUACGCGGCCCAUGGAUUUCAGCACCAUUAGGCAGAAGAUCGACGACAAUGAGUAUACUUCGGUGUCGGAGUUUAGCGACGACUUUAAGCUGAUGUGCGAGAAUGCUAUCAGGUACAAUCAUUCCGAGACGGUAUACCACAAAGCGGCAAAGAAGUUGCUCCACGUUGGAGCCCGUCUUCUGCAGCCGGAAAAUUUGAUGCGCUCUCUCCGCCCAUUAAUGACCUUUAUGCGAGAGCUGACUUCAAAGGAGCUUGGAUUUGAACUUCCUGCAUCGUCCGACGGUCCAGAAAAUGAGCAACACAUGCUGGAUUCAGCCGACGAAGCAGUUGCUGCGGCCGUCGACGAAGGAAUCAAUGCUCAGAUAAACGCCCAGCUCGAAGAGGAAGAGAAACGCAAACAGAUUCGGCUGGAGAACAAUCCGACGUCGAAGUUUGAACCAUUUGUCGAUGAUUUGACGGCGGAGGAAGUUUUGCAACAGGUCCAAACGGCUGCUCUCAACGCCAGGACCAAGUUGAUGAAAAAGAAGUCAGCCCACAAGAUGGGAUUCCUGAGGCAGGCCAAGGAUGGAACCACUUCGAUGAACAUCCUAAUGGAUAAUGAGAAUAACGCACCAGAGAAGGUCGUUUCGUUGGAAGCAUUUACUGGAAAGCUUCAGUAUGGAACCGCUCUGUUGCAAGGAUUCCGAGAAGAUCGAAGGAAUUUUGCCAAAACCGUGAAACCCCUGAGCUACGGAGCCUUCAGUUCAUUCGCGCCAAUUUUCGAUUCUCGUUUCUCGAAUCUUUCGAAAGAGGAAUCUGAAAUGGUGCUGAACACUUAUGGCGAUGAGACGGGGGCUGAUUACGCCGAAAGUAUUAUGCGUUUCUCUAAGGAUAGUCCUUAUGCCGGAGGAAUCGCCCACAGCCUCCUGGACAUUCUGACAAAUGGUGACCAUCGGAAAACGUUUGCCACGCUAUACGAGUCGGAUAUGCAGCGCCAGGAGAAGGAUGCGGUGAAAGAAACCUUCCCGGAACCCAGCGAACAGGAAGCGAAACGCCAAAAGCUGUCCGACGUUAAAAUCGACUUCGACAGUCUCCGUUCCCUCUCCAGCCUCGGGUUGGACGUUGAGUUUCUGGACGACCUGGAGCUGCAGUUGGAAGUGGCUCAAAUGACCAAUUCGUUGCAGCAGUCAUUGAACAACAAUUCCAGUCUGAUCCAGAAGCUGCACCAGAUCCAGACGGAUCGACUAUCGGCACCGCUUCCGGCGCAUCUGUCCUUUGUGAAGCGAGCCGGGGAGAACGAAAUCGAUUUGGCGGCGCAGAUUACGAACAACUUGACGCAGAUUGCAAAGCAGUUGCCCCCGGUGGCUAUUGCGGCUCCGCAAGGGCUGCGGAAGGCGAUGGGACUGAGUAACGUGGGCUUGGAAAUGUUUCAAACACCUCCGGUUGGAAUAACGAACUCUCAAGCACCUGGAGCACCCCCGCAGCCCAAUAUUAACGCCAACAGUGCACAAAAUAAUGAAGCCGAUAUCAUCGACACAACUCCGAUGGACAUGGACCUGGAACCGGAGACGAUUACCCACCACCAUCCGAAUCCAAACCCAUCUCAGGUGGACAUCGACAGUGAGUUACGUGAGCUGCUCAACACCACAAGCUCGAACGGUGGCGAAACGGGUGGAACUGAACCGGACGCAAGCAUCGAACAGAUGCUGAUGGAUUAAAUGUGCAUGCAGGGAUGCUCUGUAAUGGAUGCUGUAGACAGAACAAGUUUUACAUUUACAAUUGUGUUGCACCUUACGGCAAGAAUCAAUCCGCUUUUAUCUUCGUAAAUUAUAUAAGAAAAUAAUAGUUUUAAUGGUCUCACA
Aedes aegypti (yellow fever mosquito) is the source of this 2836-nucleotide messenger RNA. RefSeq names its product bromodomain-containing protein 7 (gene Brd7-9). The record is from RefSeq and is a predicted model, not a curated record. Lineage: Eukaryota; Metazoa; Arthropoda; Insecta; Diptera; Culicidae. The coding region runs from base 143 to 2692 and encodes 849 amino acids. Gene Ontology annotation, biological process: regulation of transcription by RNA polymerase II. Gene Ontology annotation, cellular component: nucleus. The transcript has 5 exons.